UAUUUCUGAUUAUCUUUUUGUUAUUUUUAUUAGAAAUAGUGGGCCACACAAAUCCAAUUGUGUGGCCUAGCCCAAGUUGGAUAACCCAAUUAAGCAACCUAAAGAAUAUAGUGAUCGACGACUGCCACGUGAAACAUUUUCCUCCUUUGGGGAAAUUGCCUUCUCUAGAAUCACUCAGGAUGGGUUUAAUGUGGAAAGUAAAAAAGGUGGGAGUUGAAUUUUUGGGGAUAGAAACGUCUUUGUCUCCAUCUUCAUCAUCCGUUUUUGCCUUCCCCAAUUUGAAGACAUUGGCGUUUAAUGGGAUGUAUAAGUGGGAAGAGUGGGAUUUUGGAAGUAGAGGACAAGAGGAUAUCACAAUCAUACCACGUCUUUCUUCCUUGACAAUUGCAUCUUGUUCGAAGUUAAAGAUGUUGCCAAAUUAUAUUCUCCAGAGUACUACCUUGCAGGAAUUGAAAAUUCUCAAUUGUUCAAUUAUUUCAAAACGCUGCAAAGAAGACUACCAGCCCUUUAUCAACCGCAUUCCUCACUCCAUAGUGUCAGACUGGGGAGUCGAACUCAGACUUUGAGUAACUUGCAAAAAAGGAAGGAGACCCGAAGUGCAUAGUUUCAGAAGUUGUGUACAUGGUGGAAGGAUGAUGGACCGGCCUGGCUCAUGGCGCCCACACUAGCUUCUAUGUGUCAACUUUUUGGCAAAGCAGUUAGCUUCUGGAUUUUUAUUUUCUUAAUUGAAGGGUUAUUUUUGGGGCGUUUGUGUGCUUUAAAAAAAAAAAAAAACACUU
Messenger RNA from Rubroshorea leprosula, 779 nucleotides. Lineage: Eukaryota; Viridiplantae; Streptophyta; Magnoliopsida; Malvales; Dipterocarpaceae. The record is from the annotation of a GenBank genome assembly.